Molecule: messenger RNA, 472 nt
Organism: Ochotona princeps (American pika)
Lineage: Eukaryota; Metazoa; Chordata; Mammalia; Lagomorpha; Ochotonidae
Product: NTF2-related export protein 2-like
Exons: 1
Coding region: 1-429 (142 amino acids)
Biological process (GO): protein import into nucleus
Cellular component (GO): nuclear pore central transport channel
Source: RefSeq, a predicted model, not a curated record
AUGUCCACGUCUGUGGAGUUCAAAACUUACGUAGAUCAGGCCUGCCAAGCUGCUGAGGAGUUUGCGAACAUUUACUAUGAGACAAUGGAUAAGAGACGUCAGGCACUCCCCAGGCUGUAUCUGCACAAGGCCACUCUAAUCUGGAAUGGAAACGCUAUUACAGGGCUGGAUUCCCUGACCAAUUUUUUUGACAUGUUGCCAUCAAGCCAAUUUCAAGUCAACAUGUUAGAUUGCCAGCCAGUUCAUGAGCAAGCUACCCAGUCCCAGCCAACAGUUCUCGUUGUGACCAGUGGAACCGUGAAGUUUGAUGGAAACAAGAAACGUUUCUUCAACCAAAAUUUCCUACUGACUGCUCAGUCCACGUCCACCAAUACGGUGUGGAAGAUAGCAAGCGAUUGCUUCCGUUUUCAAGACUGGGAUAGGUGUUAAAGGGGGCAAGAGUCCAUUCAUCUUUGGUUCAUUAGCUCCAGCA